Paracoccidioides lutzii Pb01 is the source of this 255-nucleotide messenger RNA. RefSeq lists its product as hypothetical. The transcript is spliced from 2 exons. The record is from RefSeq and is a predicted model, not a curated record. The coding region runs from base 1 to 255 and encodes 84 amino acids.
AUGGUAUCCGCCAAGGGUACAGAAAAUGGCUGCUGGUUACAAAACGUGGAGGACAAUGUCACAGGCAACAUGGAAUGCAGAAAACGACAGCGGAGUGACAUACAUCAGUUUAACACCGAUUAUAUUCGAUCCUUGAGGCGAUGGAUAGGUAAAGACGAGACGAGGAACAUUGAAGAUAAAAAGGGGAUCAGGCUGACUAAGACGUCGAGCAAACUUCUAGCAAGACUUUUACUAGAUCGCAUUGACUCAAGGUAG